UUAUUUAUACAUUACACAGCGAUCUGAGCUUUAUUUACCACACAUCCCUGAGGGCUCCCCCUGAGGGGACGCGGCGGGAAAUGGCGAGGGGGGCGGGGCCUCAGCGGCGGGAAAUGAGCAAGGGGCGGGGUCUCAUACAAGCCACGCCCCUCAGCCGCACCCGCCGCAGCCGCCGACCGGACAAAAUGGCGGCGGGGCGGCCCCUCAGGGAGCGCCCUUAAAGGAGCCGCAGCACCCCGCGCUCGGCGCUGCGGGCGGCGACCGCUCGCCGAGGGGAGGGAGGCGGCGGAGAGGCGCGUUGAGGACCGGUGCCAUCCUCCGGGAGCGCUGCGAGGCCGCCCUGCCCGCCCGUGCCGCGGCGGCGAGAGGUGAGACGGCGUUACCAUGUCAACGCAGUUCCUCCAGGUAUUGCCAUGUGAUACCCAGCACUCCUGGCAAUGAAGAAAGGCUCUGUAAGGAAAAUUUCAGGUAGAAAACCACAAUCAUCAGCAUCCCUGAUACCUCAGCCAAUGUCACCUGUCAGUUCUGGUGCCACACCUCCACAUCUUGGCCAACAGACACCUCCAGCUGCUCCCAAAAGCAUGGAGCAGAGGCCCCAACAAUGGGAUAUUCCAGCAGAAAAUGUUGGAGCUGCUUUUAAAUUGCAGAAAGGUGAAAAUGGUGUUAGCCCAGGGGUUAGGUACAUAACUGAACCCCUUAUAAAGGGUCUGUCAAAACAGCAAAAUCUGGCAUGUAUAAGCUCGCUGAAUCUCUCUUCCCCAAAGGAUGGGGACAAAAAAUUUAAGUACAUAGAAAAUUUGGAAAAGUGCUCUAAACUAGAGGUGCUCAACCUUUGCAACAACCAAAUAGAGAAGAUUGAGAAGUUGGAUAAACUGCUGAAGCUGCGUGAGCUCAACUUGUCUGGCAACAGGAUCAGCAAAAUUGAAGGCCUAGAACAUUUGCAGAACCUACAGAAGCUGAACCUGGCAGGGAAUGAGAUUGAGCACAUUCCUGUGUGGGUAGGGAAGAAACUGAGAUCGCUGCGCAGCCUGAAUUUGAAACAGAAUAAAGUGUCCUCACUCCAUGAUAUAGCUAAACUAAAGCCUCUGCAUGAUCUGACCUCUCUGUUCCUUGCUGGAAACCCAGUUGCAUGUCUGCCUCACUACUGCUUGUACACCAUAUUCCACCUGAGGGCACUGGAAAACCUGGAUGGACAGCCAGUGACAAACCAUGACAGGCAGGAAGCUCUGGAGAGGUUUAAUUUGGAAGAGAUAGAAAAAUUAGAAAAAGAGUUGGAAAACACAAAAAAGGAGAUGGAGAGCGUGAAACUUAACCAGACCAAAGUGCUUGAGCAACUUCAGCAUCAAGAUGAGCUCAACAAGUCACUAAAGGAAAAGGCUGUGCAACAGAGACAAAGCUUUCAAGAGCUACAGAGGGACCUGGGCACCAAAAACGAGCUGCUGGUGUCUGGGUUUGUCACAGUCCCCUUCCUGCAGAGCCUUUGUUCCUCACUCAAGCUGAAGCAGAAGACAGUGGAGCUGACCCGGGCUUGCCAGAAGCAGUAUGAGCUGGAGCAGGAGCUGGCCUUUUACAAGAUCGAUGUCAAAUUUGAGCCCUUGAAUUAUUUGCCCUCAGAGGAGGUUGAACUUGAUGAUGUACCUGGUGAAAGUCCCUACAUUGGCAAGGCCAGGUACAAAAGAAAUAUGUUCAUAAGGGAAGGCUACAUCUCCGACCAAGCUCAGCAGCUGCAGGUUGGGAAAGUGCAACAGCAGGAAGAUGACUCCUGUAGGAAACCCCAGCUGGAAUCACAUCUCCAAAGUCUAGAUAAAGUACUGCAGGAUAAGAGAGAAAAGAUUAAUUCAGCACAAAGAAGAUUAGAAGAACUGCAAAGUGAAAUUGGAGAUGCAGAGCAACAAGUGCUGAAAGUAACAGGGGAACUGCAGCAACUGGAGGAUGCUCUGGCUCAGAAAAAAAUCUCCCAGGCCAGCAAGGAAGCAAUUGAACAGAAAUUGAGUGAAAAGUUACAAAUCCUGCAGGAGCUACGCAAUGAAACCUUAGAACUGGAAAAACAAAUAGAGAAACAGAAAAGAGAAAUAGGGAAAAAUCAAAAAGAGCUUGAAGAUUUGCAGAGUUCUCUUGGGUCUGUAAAUCCUGAGGAUCCAAGGCAUGCUCACAUGAAAGCUCAAAAAGCAAGUAAAGAACAGCACCUGGAUAUGAUGAACAGACACUGCCAGCAGCUGGAGACUCGCCUGGAUGAGAUGCUCUGCAGGAUUGCCAAGGAAACUGAGGAAAUCAAGGAUUUGGAGCAGCAGCUCACUGAUGGUCAAAUAGCAACAAAUGAAGCACUGAAAAGGGAUUUGGAAAGUAUUAUCAUUGGCUUACAGGAAUACCUGCAGAGUGUGAAGCAUCAGGCAAAACAGGCCAAUGAGGAGUGUAAGAAGUUGCAAAAGGAAAAAGAAUCUUUGCUGGGAAGAUUGGCAGGUCUGGAGGAGGAUAAAAACAACCUGGAAGUGGUUGCCAUGGAUGCAGAAAAUAUGAGAAAAGAAAUUGCAAUGUUGGAGAGUUCACUCCAGGAGCAGAGAGAGAUAAAUGAGUCCCUUCAAGGUGCUCAGGAGAAGGUCAGCACCCACAAGGCUGAGCUGGAAGCUCAGUUAAGAGAGAGAGAUGCUGAAGCCAAGCAGCAAAAAGAAGAAUUUGAAAGACUGAAACAACUUAGCCAGGUGGAACUGUCAGCCCUGCAGGAUGAACUUGAAAAGGAAAGACAGCUGUUAGAGAAUGCUCAGAGCAAAGCACAGCUGGCAGAAGAAAAGGAACAACAAAAUUACAAGCUGCAUUUACAGUUCAAGCAAUUGCAGGGAGACAAUAAUUUCCUAAAACAACAGCUUAAAGAUCUCCAGAAUCAGCUAAACCAUGCAGUUGGUAACUUAAUUCAUCCUGAGGAUGUCAUGGCUUGUAUAAAUGAACUCAGGAAAAGGCUACAGACAGGAGCAGGAGAGAUGAAGUGUCCAAAUUCAGCUGAUAUUUUAGGGAAAAACCUUGCAAGUCUGCAGAAGGAAUUCAAUGACAUCCUUGCUGAUGCACAGAAGGAAAAAGAGAGAGCACAGGCUGGACAGAGACAGUUGCAGGAAGAAGUGGUAUCCCAGCAGGAAAAACUGCAAGAAAUGCAGGAGAAAUACAGACAGGUUAAAGCUGAAAACAGGCAAAAUAAGAACAAGGUGCAUCAGUUAGAGAAUGAAAUUCAAUGUUUACAUGAAAAAAUAAAGAGCAUGGAGGAGAUUCAGGGCCUGGCUGAUCAGCAGCUCCAGGAGGCAGAUGAAGAAAAAGAGGCUAUUCUUGCUCAGCUGGAGGAUUUGGAGAAAAGGAAAAAAAUAGAAGAUGCCAGGGCACAAGUGCAAGUGCUGAGUCUGGACAAGGAGCUGAAGGAGCUGCAGAGAGCAGUGAUCACCUCAGACAAGCUGGCAGCCAACGAGCUCUCCAUCACUGCCAGCCAGCUCCAGGCUCUGCAGGGGACUGUGCUCAGGAUCCAGCAGGAGAGAGCCGAGGAGCUUGAGGAAGCCCAGGAGUUCUGUGCUGAGGCAGCUCGUGCUUCCCAGGCUCUUGCCAAAGCAGAAGCAGAAAGAGAAUUGCUGCAACAACUCCUGAAGGAGAAGGAAGAGCAACUUCUGCAGGAAAUGGAGAAAGCUGGGGAGAAAACUGUUGCAUCAGACACUCAGAAGUUUGAAAUUAAUAAAUUAAGUGAAGCUGUGGAACAGCAAAAAGCAGAGAUUGACCGUUUGAAAUGGUUCUUGGAUAAUACUGGGACAGGUAACAAAGAUGAAAUUGAAACCUUACAGGAUGAAAUUGCAGCCCUCAGAAAUGUGCUCUUACAGCAGAAUGAUCAGAGCCCCAGCACAGCAGAGCCCCUGAAAAGAGGGGGAUACUGGUACUACCUGCCAUCAUCACAGGCUUCAACUCCUGCUUCCCAGAGCACUAAAGACUCUGGAGUGUGUUUGGGGUGCUCUGGCACAUCCCCAGCCAGGAGAGAGGAUGCUCAGCACAGGCCCUGUGGGAGGGAGGAUUUGCCCAGCCAAGGAUGUUGGGUUUAUUCACCAGUCAGAAACAGGCUGUACGAAGCAAAUUCUGGCAAAGAAAUAAGAGCAAAAGAAGAUGGUGAAGGAAAUGCAGGAUCUCCCGUCCCUGAAGCCUGUCCCUUUGUCCCACCCCCGGGCACAGUUAUUUACACUGCCCUUCCAGAUGGGGCCCCUGCACCUCAGGGCGUGGGGGUUUAUGGCCCCCCUCCUGCAGCAGCCCCUGGAGCUCCAGUUGCUCCUGGAUCCAUCAUCCAUGGCCCAGCUCCUCUGGGAUCCCAGGUGGUUUGUGGCCCUCUGCCUCCAAACUGCACCGUGCCACUGGUUCCCCUGGGAGUGCUCCACUGCAACGUGCCUCAACAUCAGGAUCUGGAGAGUGAAGUCUCAAGGCUGGAAGACACCGUGUGCUAUUUAAAGUCUCAGAAAUACAAAGAGAAAUGCUCAGAGGCAGCUGAGCAUAAAUACAGAAAGGAGGUGGAAAGAUUGCAUGGAAAUCUUGAAGAACUUGAGCAGGAAAGAGAAGAGCUGGAACGUGAAGUGGCAGAGCUGCGCCGGGCAGCUCAGAAACUGAGCACACGCAGGGACUUUAUUGAUGGCCAUGCUGACAGCCUCCUUGCAGAGCUGCAGCUGGAGAAGUCCCUUCAGCAGCAGGAAGAUGUUGCAGAGGAGAUUGAGUGUGCAGAGAAAACUCUCCUGAAACGCCGGGCUGAGCUCAGAGAGGCUGACAGGCUCCUCACAGAGGCUCAGGUGGAACUGGAGAGCACCCGGGGCAAGACUAAAGAGGCUCUGCAGAAGUACAACCGUGCCAAACACCAUUUGUCCUGCACUGAAAUGGAGGCAGAGGAGCUGGAGCAGAGGGCUCAGGAAACAGCCACCAAACUUGUGAAAGCAUCUCAGCAGCUCAGGUUAUUACAGACAGAUACGAGGGAUUUGGAACAGUUUAAGAGGGAACAAGAAGGUAUUUUGAAGGAAAUCAACAAAAUGGUGGCUGCAAGAGACUCUGAGUUGCAGUCAUUAAACCAGAAGAUAGAAAUGCUCACUGAAAGUCUGCAGAAGCUCCAGGGAGACAUCAGACUUGCAGAAGGUAACGAGGGCCAGCAUCUCCAGAUCAUCAGAGAAGCAGAAAACCUUGUUCAGGGCAAGAAAACUGAACUGGAAACAUUGAAAGAUCAGAUUUCUGCUCAGAAGCAAGAGCUCUUGUUCCUGGAGCAGCAGGUGACUCAAAGAACAGAAGAGCUCCAUGGCCUUCAGGAGUGCAUUUCCCAAAGGACAGGUGACCUCAAAGAAGCUCUUCGAGAUGGAGAGACUGAAGCACAUGAAAAACUUCGCCAAAUAAGGGAAAUAAAAGUACUUCUGGGAGAGCUCAGUGCUGAGAAGAAUGAACUGGAUGUCCAGAUGAAUGAGAGAAGUGCACAGCUUUUGGUCCUAAAGAAGGAUAUUAGAAAUGAGGAGGAAAAUCUCCAGGGAAUACUUGGGCAAAUCAGCAAGCAUAAGAUGGAACUGAAACAUGUGCUGGAAACGCUGGAACUUGAGAAGAAUGAGCUGGAAGGUUUGAAACUACAACAUGAGCAGAAGGUGAAUGAGCUGGAAAAGACCCAGGUGGCUGUUCUAGAGGAAAAAUUAAAACUGGAGAAUGUUCAGAGGUUGUUCCAGUGUCAGCAAGGGGAGGUGGAUUGGCAGGAGCAGCUCCUCAGGAAGGACCGUGAGGAGAACGAGGUCCUGGGCUCCCAGAUGAGAGCUCUGCAGAGCAGCAUCGAGGCUCUGGCCAGGGAGAAGGAGCAGCUGCAGGAGGACUCCAGGACUCUGGAGAAGAGGUUGUCACAAACCAAAAGAGACUUAACUGUUGCUGAAGACAGCAGCAGAACUGCACUGUCCAACAUGGAAAAAGUGGAAUUGGAAGUUAAGAACCUGCAGCAGGAGGUAGAGCUACUGAACAAGCAGAAGAAAUCACUGAAUGCAGAGAUUGUUGCUGUGCAGGGGGAUCUUCAAGGGAAGAAGGAAGAAUUGGAAAGACUGAAAGCAGAGCUGAAUGACUCAAGGCAGCAGCUUCACCUUGUGGAACAGGAUUUGGAAAACAACUCCAGGCAGCAGGAGGAGCUGCUCAGAGAGCAGGCAGCCCUGAAGGAAGAGAUCCAGGGGUAUUUAAGGAAACGUAAGGAAUGCCAGGAGAGGCACAGGAAGAGGCAGAACCACCUGCAGCAGCUCCAGAAAAAGAUUGAGGAGAAGGAAACAGAACUCACCCAACAGGAAGCGGUUCUACAUCACCUCAAGCAAAACUCGGAGCGUGAAGGGAAAAAACUGGAAGAAUGUGCAGCUAAAGUGAAGGAUCAGAAAAUCCUGUUGGAAAAGGAACUAACAGAUCAACACAAGAAACUGGAGCAGGCAAUAGCUAAAGUCAGGCUGGCAGAGGAGAACCUUGGGAAGCUGGAAAAGGAGGAGUCCCAGUGUGCAGCUCUUGAAGAAACCAUCAGGAAAAGCAAACAUCAGCUCUCAGAAAAAGAAUUACAGUUACAACAAAAAGACAGAGAAAUACAGUGUCUUCAGAAAGAACUGGAUGUCUCCAAGUCUGAGCUAAAGCAACUUCAAGGUCAGAUAGUGUCAGAGAGGAGAGAAGCAGAAAAACAAAUCUUGAAUCUGAGAGAAACACAGAAAAUGCAAAUAAUGGAGCUUGAAAGCAAACUGCAAGCUAAAACCCAAGACCUGGAAGAGAGACAAAGGGAAAUGCAGAGUGCAGCAACCUUGCUUAACCUGGAGGUUGAGAAUGAGAUUAGGAUGGGGUUUGAAUCUUCACACUCAUCUUCUCCAGCCACCUUGGAAGAUUUGGAAGUAUCAUUUGAAGGAAAGAGGAGCCUGCAGUGUGAGUGUGAUAACUCAGAGACUGCUCCCUUCACUGCUGCUGACAGACAGCUCCUCUCCUUGGAAGAAAAGUUCAAUAUUUCCAGAUUCUUCUUACUGGAUGAGCAGUGGCGGGGAGAGGCACGCAGGGAGAAGCUGCAGCAGCAUGAGGACAGGCUCAAGGCGCAGCUGCGGCGCUGCCUGGCCAAGCAGGCCGAGGUGCUGCUGCGGGGGAAGCGGCAGACGGCCGGGAGCCUGCACAGCCUCCAGCGCCAGCUGCAGGUGCUGGAUGAGCUGGUCAGCAGCACUGCUUCGGAUUCCUUCUUCCUGCCCAGCAGCCCCAGCCUGGGCUCUCUUCACAGCGUAACAAAAGCUCAGGUCCCCAGCAGCCCGGGCAGCGCGCUGGGAUCGCCAGUGCUGCGUUCCAGCUCCCAGGGAGUCUCUCGGUGAAGGCCAGAGGUGAGAUGUGCCUUCAGGCCAGUGCCACCCUCCCAGUGGCUGGAAGGCUGAGGGGCAGCUGUGGCUUCACAGACCACGCUGCCCCUCCCAGUGACAGCAUUCCUGGGGCUGCUGUCUGCUCUGGUUUAGGUUUGUGUUGUGCAACACGAACCUAAAGUUUGGAGUCUGGGUGAGAGCUGCUGGAAGCUCUGCUGGGACACGGAGUUACUGCUGCAGUUGUUGCCAUCCCUGGUCUUUCAGGAACUUUCCUGGUUCUACUGUUCAGCCCCGUGGCCGAACCUCUGGGACAGCUGGUUCCACCCCAGCCUGGUACAAAAGUGUUCUUUUGUAACAGUUUAAGGUACAAAGGUUACUUGAAAAGUGGCUUCACUUUGAAAGCAAAGCCCAAAGCACAUGCACAGCUUGGACAGGGGCCCUCAGGUGCCAGCUCUGAAGAGUUCUCCUACCUCACUGGGUGAGCCCUGUCUGAAAAGGCCUUUGCCACCACUCACAAACAGCUGCUGCAAGGCCUGCACUGUGAAGGUUUUGUACAAUUAACAACAGGUUUUUAUAGAAAAGUUGUUUUUUUAAAAAAAAAAAUUAAACGUGUAUUUAAACAUGUCCAAACCAACUUCCUAUUUAAAUGUCCAGCUAGUGGCCAGUUUCCACUUUAAAGAAACCUUGUUACAAGGUCUGAUCUGUUGCCAAGUGCAUGGAGGCUUAAAAUACAAUUAUUUUGGAUACUUCCCUAAAAUAAACUGUUGUGACUGAUGCUUU
Passer montanus (Eurasian tree sparrow) is the source of this 8096-nucleotide messenger RNA. It is a transcript of the gene CNTRL, whose product is annotated as centriolin. The transcript has 44 exons. The record is from RefSeq and is a predicted model, not a curated record. Lineage: Eukaryota; Metazoa; Chordata; Aves; Passeriformes; Passeridae. Gene Ontology annotation, molecular function: protein binding. The coding region runs from base 438 to 7331 and encodes 2297 amino acids.